AUGAAUAUUACUGUCAACACCAAUAACAUAAAGCUUGUUUUUGACAUCAGUACCAUGAUCAGAUCAAAUUAUUUCAGCUUAAUUAAUGUGCCUGAUUACUUUACUUCUGUUGUUUCUGCUUCUGCUGCUAUCAUCUGCUGUCUGUAUUCUGCCCCUAUCUCACUAACUACUGCUGCUGCUCCACCAUCACUGCCACUGCUCAUCACCAUCUUUCUGCCUUCCUCCAGCACUGACAGGGUCUUCACCUGUCAAAUAGUGGGUAUUAGAGCCCCUGUCUGGUUCACAAAGCCAGUUCUGGAGAAGCAGGAGAAGAAGAAGAAGAAGAAAAAGAAGAAGACAAAGAGAGAAAAAAAGAAGAAGAGAGAGAAGAAGAAAGAGAAAGAGAAUUAUAAUAAUAAUGAAAAUGAUAAUAAUAACAAGAAUGAUGAUAAUAAUAAUGAUGAUAAACUUGUUAUUUAG
Messenger RNA from Coccidioides immitis RS, 459 nucleotides. RefSeq lists its product as uncharacterized. The coding region runs from base 1 to 459 and encodes 152 amino acids. The record is from RefSeq and is a predicted model, not a curated record. The transcript is spliced from 2 exons. NCBI's taxonomy places the organism in Eukaryota, Fungi, Ascomycota, Eurotiomycetes, Onygenales, Onygenaceae.